Messenger RNA from Brassica napus (rape), 970 nucleotides. RefSeq names its product eukaryotic translation initiation factor 3 subunit G. Lineage: Eukaryota; Viridiplantae; Streptophyta; Magnoliopsida; Brassicales; Brassicaceae. Gene Ontology annotation, cellular component: eukaryotic translation initiation factor 3 complex; cytoplasm. The coding region runs from base 42 to 845 and encodes 267 amino acids. The transcript is spliced from 2 exons. Gene Ontology annotation, molecular function: RNA binding; translation initiation factor activity. The record is from RefSeq and is a predicted model, not a curated record.
GCGGCAAAGUUAGAAAAUCUGAAACCUAGAAGAAAGCAGCGAUGGCUUCGAUGAUGCAGAGAACUAACAAUUUUCAAUGGGGAGAUAUCGGCGAAGAAGAUGAUGACGGCCUUGACAUCCUGCUUCCGCAAGUGAUCGGACCUGACGAGAACGGUGUAAAGAAGGUGAUCGAGUACAGGCUCAACGACGAGGGAAGAAGAAUCAAAGUCACGACGACGACACGUGUCCAGAAGCGAUUGCUCAGCCAGCGAGCAGCAGAGCGACGGAGCUGGCCUAAGUUUGGAGACGCCGCACGUGAGGAAGCUGGUCUCCACCUUACCGUGCGUUCAACAGAGGAUAUCCACUUGGAACGAGGUAGUCAAGCGGAAGAAGCAACGACAUCAGGAGAUUCAAUGUCUCAGGAGGGUGGGGUCCUCAUGGUCUGCAGGGUAUGCCGUAUGAGAGGUGACCACUGGACAGCACGAUGCCCUCAGAGGGAUCUCUUGUCGUUAAUGGAAACUCCUCUAACAACAACAGAAGCGUCUACAUCUACUGAAGUUUACGUUCCACCAAGCAUGAGAACAGGUGCAGACAUGAGGAGGAGGAGGAACGACGAGAACUCUGUACGUGUGACGAACUUGUCUGAAGACACCCGCGAACAGGAUUUGAUGGAGUUGUUCUGUCCGUUCGGCGCUGUAAGCCGUGCCUACGUGGCCUUUGACAAGAACACAAACACGAGCAGAGGAUUUGGGUUUGUCAAUUUCGUAAGCAGGGAAGAUGCACAGCGAGCUAUCAGCACCUUGAACGGGUAUGGUUAUGAUAACCUCAUCCUGAGAGUUGAAUGGGCCACUCCUAGGCCCAGUUAGAUCCAUUUUUCUCUUGUUUAAAUUAUUUUCUGUAAAAACUAAAGAUGAUUAAUGCCAUAUGUGUGUAUGCUUCGUAUAUUAUUAAACUCGUGUUUGCAAUUAAAAAAAAAAACUUUAAACUCCCA